Molecule: messenger RNA, 2334 nt
Organism: Ochotona curzoniae (black-lipped pika)
Lineage: Eukaryota; Metazoa; Chordata; Mammalia; Lagomorpha; Ochotonidae
Gene: TTLL8
Product: tubulin tyrosine ligase like 8
Exons: 13
Coding region: 1-2334 (777 amino acids)
Biological process (GO): cilium assembly; cilium movement; protein polyglycylation
Cellular component (GO): cilium
Molecular function (GO): protein-glycine ligase activity, initiating
Source: RefSeq, a predicted model, not a curated record
AUGGAGCCAGGCAAGAGGAGGUCGUCGUCCACCUCACCGGAUGGAGACCUGAGGGACGAACACACCUUGAAGCGGGGAAUGAGCCAGGACACAACCUCUUCUCCCAGACUGGACAGAUUCAAGAUAGCCCGGCAGCUGACGGACAGGGCCAUCAAGGAAAAGAAGAUCUUCUCCAUCUAUGGGCACUACCCGGUGAUCCGGGCAGCUCUGCAGAGAAAGGGCUGGGUGGAGAAGAAGUUCCAUGUGCCGCCCAAGGCCUCUCCGGGUGCUGAGGACAGCGGGGAAGGAGUCCCUGACAGCAAACGUGCUGAGGUGAGAGAAAGCCAGGAGGCCUUGCUGGAGGGGGCAGACAGCAUUCACGACAUGAUGUCCAGGCUGGUGAAGAAUGAGACCCCAUAUCUGCUCUGGACCAUCAAGAGGGACGUCAUUGACUACCACAGCCUGGCUGGGGACCAGAUGCUGAACCACUUUGGGAAGACAGCCUCCUUCACCACCAAGAUCGGGCUGUGUUUGAACAUGCGGAACCUGCCGUGGUAUGUCCAGGCCAACCCCGACUCCUUCUUCCCACGUUGCUAUGGCCUCUGCACAGAAAGCGAGAAGCAGGAAUUCCUGGACGACUUCCGGCGCACGGCAGCAUCCAGCAUCCUGAAGUGGGUGGUCAGCCACCAGAGCUACAGCAGCAGAAGCAAGACCAAGGGCAGGAGGGAGGAGGCCAGGGACAGUGACCAGGGCAGCAGGGAAGAUGCCGAGAGCGUGAGCGCUGAUCCGGAGCUCAGGGGCCUCUCGGGGCAGCUGGUGGACACGGCGUGCCGCGUGUGCCAGGCCUACCUGGGACAGUUAGAGCAUGAAGACCUCGACGUGCUGGACACCGCGGAGGAGCUCACCGAGGCCGAGUGGCAGGACCUCACGCGGCAGUACUACUCACUCGUGCACGGCGGGGCCUUCAUCUCCAACUCCAGGAGUUACUUGUCGCAGUGCCAAGCUCUGCUGAACAGGAUCACGUCCGUGAAGCCCCAGACGGAGAUCGACGGGCUAAAGAACAUCUGGAUCAUAAAGCCUGCCGCCAAGUCCCGGGGCCGAGGCAUCGCAUGCAUGGACCGAGUGGAGGAGAUCCUGGAGCUGGUGGCCACAGAGCAGCCUCCCACCAAGGACAGCCGGUGGGUGGUCCAGAAGUACAUCGAGACACCCCUGCUCAUCCACGACACCAAGUUUGACAUCCGCCAGUGGUUCCUGGUCACUGACUGGAACCCGCUGACCAUCUGGUUCUACAAGGAGAGCUACCUGCGCUUCUCCACACAGCGCUUCUCGCUGGACAACCUGGACAGUGCCAUCCACUUGUGCAACAACUCCGUCCAGCGGCACCUGCGGAACGACAGCGGUCGCAGCCCCCUGCUGCCCAGCCACAACAUGUGGACAAGCUCCAGGUUCCAGGAGUACCUGCAGAAGAAGGGUCGCGGGACCGUGUGGGGCAGCGUCAUUUACCCGUCCAUGAAGAGGGCCGUCAGCAACGCCAUGCGGGUGGCCCAGGACCACGUGGAGGCCCGCAAGAACAGCUUCGAGCUCUACGGCGCUGACUUCAUCCUGGGCCGGGAUUUCAAGCCCUGGCUCAUCGAGAUCAACUCCAGCCCCUCCAUGCACCCGUCCACACCCGUCACAGCCCUGCUCUGUGCCCAGGUGCAGGAAGACACCAUCAAGGUGGUGCUGGACCGCAAGCUGGACCGGAACUGUGACAUCGGCAACUUUGAGCUCCUGUGGAAGCAGCCCGCCGUGGAGCUGCCGCCCUUCAGCGGCUCGGACCUGUGCGUGGAGGGCGUUGGCGUGCGCAAGGCCAGGAAGCAGACACUGCCCGUGACCAGCUUCCAGUUCUCCGCCCCGCUACCCUCCUCCCUGGCUGACCCUGCGCGAGGCCUCCCAAGGCCAACGGCGCCACGGGGCCCGCGGCCGAAGGAUGAGAAAGUGCCGUGUCCCUUGGCGCUGCCGGGCGCCCCGAGGAGGGGCUGUAGGAAGGCCAGGACGGAGCUUCCCGCCUGCGGCUACCUGCACGUGGACAGCACCGUCCCCCGAGGCACUGCCACUCAGACCCCGGCCCCCCGACACCUGGACCCGCUCCUGGCGCCCACGAUGGAGAGCCGGGACAUGGCCGAGGGCGCCCUGGGCCGGGCGCCUGGAGUGACAGGGUCGCCAAGCAACAUGCCCACGCCGUGCCUCGUGUGCCAGGGGUGCCUGCCCCCUGUGCAGGCCUGCAAGCGCUGCCGCUCAUUCCGCGCGUCCAUCCUACAAGGCACCUGCUUUGUGCCACUGCCUGAUGCCCGGGCAGGGCCGUGCGCGCUAUAG